AUGGGUCUCGCCGACUUUUUCACUGACGUCGUCUCCUCCCUGGGCUUUGCCGAGGCCCAGGCUGAGGCUCCCGCCGCCGACGUUGAGACCUCCACCCAGGACGAGUCCACCGAGAAGACCGAAGAGGCCUCCUCCGAGGAGAGCACCGACGCCGAGUCCGCCGAAGAUACCCCUGAGGAGUCCUCUGAGGAAGCUCCCGAGGAAGAGGAGGCUGAGCCCGAGGAGGAAGAGGAAGAGGAGGAAGAAGAGGAGGAGGAGGAGCCCGAGGACAUCAAGCCCAAGCUCGAAGAGGACUGUGCCAACUCCGCCAAGUGCGCCCCUUACAAGCACCACUACGACGAGUGCGUUGAGCGUGUCAUGAAGCAGGAGGAGGACGAGGACUUCAAGGGUCCCAAGGAGGACUGCGUUGAGGAGUUCUUCCACCUCACCCACUGCGUUACCGCCUGCGCUGCCCCCAAGCUCUGGAGGGAGCUCAAGUAA
Penicillium atrosanguineum is the source of this 480-nucleotide messenger RNA. Its product is annotated as cytochrome b-c1 complex subunit 6 family protein. The transcript has 3 exons. Gene Ontology annotation, biological process: mitochondrial electron transport, ubiquinol to cytochrome c. The record is from RefSeq and is a predicted model, not a curated record. NCBI's taxonomy places the organism in Eukaryota, Fungi, Ascomycota, Eurotiomycetes, Eurotiales, Aspergillaceae. Bases 1 to 480 code for a protein of 159 amino acids.